This is a messenger RNA of Budorcas taxicolor (takin), 1242 nucleotides long. It is a transcript of the gene EIF3G, whose product is annotated as eukaryotic translation initiation factor 3 subunit G. The record is from RefSeq and is a predicted model, not a curated record. Gene Ontology annotation, cellular component: eukaryotic translation initiation factor 3 complex; cytoplasm. Lineage: Eukaryota; Metazoa; Chordata; Mammalia; Artiodactyla; Bovidae. Gene Ontology annotation, molecular function: translation initiation factor activity; RNA binding. The coding region runs from base 63 to 1133 and encodes 356 amino acids. The transcript is spliced from 10 exons.
AGUCUCUUUCACCUCUUACUUCCGGUCUUUGGCCCAGGCUUGGGCUGCGUGGAGAUUUUGCGAUGCCGACCGGAGACUUUGAUUCGAAGCCCAGUUGGGCGGACCAGGUGGAAGAGGAAGGAGAGGACGACAAAUGUGUCACCAGCGAGCUCCUCAAGGGGAUCCCCCUGGCCACUGGGGAUACCAGUCCAGAGCCUGAGCUAUUGCCGGGAGGUGAGUGCCCGACUUCACUCCAGCCCUGGGCCAUCUCUCUCCCCAGCCUCCUUCCUUCUGGUCCCUAUUACCCAGGGCUCAGUUCCUUUGUCUCUUCCUCUCUCCCAGCUCCACUGCCACCUCCCAAGGAGGUCAUCAAUGGAAACAUCAAAACAGUGACGGAGUAUAAGAUAGAUGAGGAUGGCAAGAAGUUCAAGAUCGUCCGCACCUUCAGAAUUGAGACCCGGAAGGCCUCAAAGGCUGUGGCAAGGAGGAAGAACUGGAAGAAGUUUGGGAACUCAGAAUUUGACCCACCGGGGCCCAACGUGGCCACCACCACAGUCAGCGAUGAUGUAUCCAUGACAUUCAUCACCAGCAAAGAGGAUCUGAACUGCCAGGAAGAGGAGGACCCAAUGAACAAGCUCAAAGGCCAGAAGAUAGUGUCCUGCCGAAUCUGCAAGGGUGACCACUGGACCACCCGCUGCCCCUACAAGGACACGUUGGGGCCCAUGCAGAAGGAGCUGGCCGAACAGCUGGGCCUGUCCACUGGCGAGAAGGAGAAGCUCCCUGGAGAGCUGGAGCCUGUGCAGGCCACUCAAAACAAGACUGGGAAGUACGUGCCUCCGAGCCUGCGCGACGGGGCCAGCCGCCGCGGGGAGUCCAUGCAGCCCAACCGCAGAGCUGAUGACAAUGCCACCAUCCGUGUCACCAACCUGUCUGAGGACACUCGUGAGACCGACCUGCAGGAGCUCUUCCGGCCCUUUGGCUCCAUCUCCCGCAUCUACCUGGCAAAGGACAAGACCACCGGCCAGUCCAAGGGCUUUGCCUUCAUCAGCUUCCACCGCCGCGAGGACGCUGCGCGUGCCAUUGCCGGGGUGUCCGGCUUUGGCUACGACCACCUCAUCCUCAACGUCGAGUGGGCCAAGCCAUCAACCAAUUAAGCCAGCUGCUGCUGUUGCUGCUCAGCCCCUGGCCCCGGGACCCUUCAGUGACAGAAGGCAGCCUCCUGGAGCAGAGGGCUUCAGGGCAAUAAAAAGUCUCUAGUCUCUA